UCAUUGGUGUAAUUACCUGAGCCACGUUACAUCUAUGGACAUUUUAUUUAUCUUGAUUAUGCUUAAAUUUCAAGGUAUUACCGUAGAUUAAGAUACUGGUAAUGCUUAUGAGAUGAUAAAACGACUCAAUAUUAUUGCAAAACAUAAAUUAAAUGGCAGAAGCUGAUUCUUCAGAAUCUUCAACAACAAAUAUGAAACCUGAGACAGAAUGGUCAACGAGGGAAAAAUUAGCAAUUGCUUCAUAUGUAUUAAGAACUGGUGAACAGCAUUGGUCGGGUGUGGGAAGACUUUUAAAACCACUGGGUGAACCUGACAGACCUCCAGAUUGGUUUAGUCCUAAAUUUUGCGCCCAACAAUACACUGCUUUAGUAUAUCAAACGGAUGCUCCGAAGCGUAAAAGAGGAAGUGAACGUUCUGAUUCAUCAGAAAAUAUACAACCUGGUUCAUCACCAGAGGAUGUUAUUGUGUCACGUUUAACAAAAGUACGCAUAGAAGAAUUGAAAAAACAAUUGCGUUAUGAAAGAACAGAAUAUCGCAAAUUGAAAAGAGAAAUUGAAUUAAUUGAAUCAGGGACAGUCGAUGACCGGUUAGAUGAACUUAUUAAUGAAAUUGAAAAUGAAGGCAAAGAAAUGGAAUAUACAAUGGAUAAAGAUGUUGAUACUCAAGAAAAUAAUGAAAUUGAAGAUGCUAAUUCUCUAGCCGAAGAAAUAAGAAAUGAAAUCGAAAAGUUGCAAAGGACUGUACUACCUGAUGAAGAUACAAUACUAAAAUUGCCUGGCGAUGUUGUCAAAGAUAAUGAACCUGCCAUAAAUGUUAUUACUGAUAUCAGUCUGAAAACUGAGGAAAGCAAGAUAAUUGGAGCUGCAACUGUUGUAGGAGAUACAAGCCUAGCUGAAAUCCAAAACUUGGAUAAUGUUCCCCAAGAAAACAAAGUUGAAACUAAGGAAAAAUCAGACUUUGAUUAUACAGUAACUGAGUCAUUUGAAAAAGAUGCCAACGUUGCCAAAAAUGUUGACUCCAUAUUUAAACCUAUACCAGAUGAGAUUGAAUCACAGAAAGAAGAUAUUGUCGCUAAAAAUGAAAAGAUUGAACAAAAUAUUACUGUAGAGAAACAGGAGAAAAAUUCAGAAGAUUUAAUUGAAACAGAGGCUCGGAGAAAACAUUCCUCGACUGAUGAUACUGUUUCAUCAGAAGUUGCUGGGGUUAAUAAUAGUGCUUUUAAUUUUUCAAUUGAUGAAACUUUACAUCAGUCGAUAAGUCUACCUGGAACUCCAGCUCCACCUGGCAGCUUUGUAUCAGACAGUUUUCCAUCAAGUCCAGCACUUUCACACAGCAGUGACAUGGAUCCUGAUUCUACUGCCAGUUGGAAGGCUUGGCGAAAAUCGAUUAUGAUAUUAUGGAAACAGGUAGCAAGUCAUAGGUAUGCUAGCUUGUUUUUGCAACCUGUGACUGAUGAUAUCGCACCCAACUAUUCAACUACUGUAUACCGUAGUAUGGAUUUAUCUCACCUCAAAAAAAAUAUUGAAAAUGGAGUUACUCGUACAACCACAGAGUUUCAUCGUGAUUUAAUGCUGAUGUUUCAAAAUGCUAUCAUGUAUAACAGUAGAGAACACGAUGUUUUUAUGAUGACAACCGAGAUGCAGAAAGAUGUCAUGGAUCAGGUUGCGCAAUUCAUGUCAACACAAAUGAUGGCUGAAACUACGCAGCCAGCCGCAAACAAGAGCUUACGAAGAAGCACCAUGAGACGAUCCGCAUUCAGUGAAAAAACUAAUGAAACCAGAUCAAGGAGAUCGGGUGCUGCUGAUACAGAUACAAGGCCAUCACGUUCAUGAAUAAAAAAUGCAAAAGAGAAUACAUGAUAUUGACAAACAAAUUGCUGUAAUUUAAACAGGCUAUAAAUACAUCUACAAAAUGGCAGAUAGUGAAUGAUGAGUCUAGGGGAUUAGCAUUCCACAGAACACGGUGACGGUGACGCUGUGACUAAGAGAAAAAAUGACAUCUAUUUUGGAAAUAUUGUAAUAUUGUAUUGCUAGUUUCAAAAUGUCUGACAGAAAUGAUUGUUCAUGUAACUUUAAAUAUUUAAGAGUUGAAUUAUAUGAGUUACAAUUUCUUCAAUUUGAGACAAGUGAAAUAUAAUGCUUAACUUGAUCAAUCAGAUUGUAUUGCAGUUCUGAAAGAUUAUUUUAUAAUGUAUUUUGAAUCUAUUUUUUUGGUUGUACUGAUAAAAUGUUUGGUAUUUUUUUACUGUUCAUUCGAUAUAAAAAUUAAUCAAAACAAGGGCAGCUGUGUAAAUGCACUUGAACAGCAUUACUAGUCCUUAUCUAGAAACCGUUUUAUAUGAUGUCACUGUAUUCAAGUAGGUAUGUAUUCCACCUCCUCAUCAUCUUUCAACACCGACUUCAAUUAUAUUUCAUACAUUCAUUUGACAUAUGUUUAGUUCAUUUUAUGUUGGCAUAAGUGAGUUGAGCCUGAGUCGUCGGAUGAUCAAGACAAAUCAAAAAGUUACAGAAAUACAUUUGUGCUAAUGUGCAGCAAGAUUCUUGCAUUACCAAUACUAUUGGAAAUUUGAAAUUCAGUUUGUUGAAUUGUAUGACUAACUCGGAUGAGUGUUUAUUUUAAAUUUCUUUAAAUUUGAAAUAGAUUGAAUAAUAUUUCUGUGUCAUAUCUUAGUAAUGGGGAAUUCUGAAACUCUUUUCCUUCUUAAUUUUGGACAUAUUUCAUUGUUCUGUCAUGUAACUUUAAGUGGCAAAAUAUUUUGAUAAUUGUGGCAAAAAGAUUUUCCAUCUCACACUAAACUUGAGAAAUUGUUUUUUUUUUGAGGACAGAAAAAUCGAUGCUUUUACAAUGUUGUGUUAAAAUAAUCAUGUACUAAUGUUCAUGUUGUCAAGUUCUAUUUGGGAAUUUAUUUUGUAAGGCCUGGCUGGCUUUUAAAUAUACUUUGAACUGAUUAUUUUUAUUACUAUUUUUAAGA
Styela clava is the source of this 2971-nucleotide messenger RNA. RefSeq lists its product as uncharacterized. Gene Ontology annotation, cellular component: NuA4 histone acetyltransferase complex. The record is from RefSeq and is a predicted model, not a curated record. NCBI's taxonomy places the organism in Eukaryota, Metazoa, Chordata, Ascidiacea, Stolidobranchia, Styelidae. Gene Ontology annotation, molecular function: protein binding.